Messenger RNA from Lytechinus variegatus (green sea urchin), 1589 nucleotides. RefSeq names its product nectin-1-like. Bases 58 to 1500 code for a protein of 480 amino acids. Gene Ontology annotation, cellular component: cell-cell junction. The record is from RefSeq and is a predicted model, not a curated record. The transcript is spliced from 5 exons. Gene Ontology annotation, molecular function: cell adhesion molecule binding. NCBI's taxonomy places the organism in Eukaryota, Metazoa, Echinodermata, Echinoidea, Temnopleuroida, Toxopneustidae. Gene Ontology annotation, biological process: cell-cell adhesion.
ACUUGGAUCUAUAUUAUUGAUGGAAAAGGCAUCCGUUACUUCAACAACUACUCUUUAAUGGUAAUAGCUGGAGAGCCAUACAACGUCUCAUGUGCAGCAACACAAGCAAGGCCUCCUGCAGUUCUGCAAUGGCUGGUACCAGAGGGCGUGGCCGUUGUUCAUCAGGAUCAGUCUGAUGACACUCAAGGCAGUUUUUACAUCUCCAGGAAAUCGAUUACAAUCAUGUCCUCGAGAAUUGACCAAGGAAAGAUUUUAAGCUGUAUUGCAUUACACCCUGAACUACAAAGAAAUCUUCAAUGCUCUGUUCAUCUCAAUGUUCAGGUACCUCCCAUAAAGGUGCUGCUCUUUCCAACUGGAGAUAAACAGUCAGAGUCAAGACACAUAAACGUUCAAAACGAUUCACCGACUUCAAUUACUUGUAAAAGUAUCGGGUCAUUCCCAGCAACCGAGCUAUCAUUUCAGUUAGAAAGUGACACCGGUCUUGCUGACAUGAUCCCUAUUCGUGCAAAUAUCUCCAGCAAAAGGAGUACUUUAGACGAUGCGUUGUUCGACACCGAGGGAAAUAUUACCAAGCACCUAAAUAUUGAGCAUCAUGAGAUGUACAUUUAUUGCUAUGCAUCAUUUGAAAAACACGUAGUCGGAUUUACGUUCACCAAAGUGAUCGUUUACGGCCCACCAGAAGGUAUCAAAAUUACUUAUCCAGUGGACUUCUACGAAGGUAUAGAGAUAAAUGUGACCUGCAAAGCUGUUAAUGGAUACCCCGCACCGCAUAUCCAUUGGUACAUCGGAUCAAGAAAUCAUACAGAGGAUUCGGCUUUAAACUUUAGUGAAAAUAAGGCUGGUCGAUAUGAUGCUGAAAGCAUCCUAAAUCUAAUACCGAAGAGGUUUGAUCAUGGGAAAAGUCUUCUAUGCGAGGCAGUUCAACCUACAACACUUCCAGCUCGUUCGGUGAAUCAAAGCUUGGUUCUGAACAUAACAUAUCAUCCCGUUGUGAUAAUUACUGCUCGACAUUUUACAUCAAACAAAGCAAGUGGGACUCCUAAGCUCGCGUUGACAUGUAAAGCGGAGGCCAAUCCUCCUGUCUAUACCUUCCAUUGGCUAUGCAACGAAACUGUAGUGUCCAACGACACCAACUACAGACUCACCGAGACUAUAUAUGAAGAUGCAACACGAACAUCGAGCGUACUUGCGAUUCAAAACCCACUCUCCAAAUAUCAUUGUGUUUAUAAUUGCACCGCUGUAUCAGAAUACGACUCGAGAAGUGCAGAAUUCAAUUCCCUUUAUUUGUAUUUUAUCCCGAAUCCACCAUCUGAUUUCAUCAUGCACCGAAAUCAGACGAGAUCUUCAUCUCUUUUCGUUGUCUGGCAACCAGGAUCAACAUUAGGGUAUGAGAAUAUUGAUAUAUUGGCCAUAUACACGUUGUCGUUAAAACAAAUCCUCAUACAUGAUGAAACUUUUGUAAAUAGUUCCAAGAACCAAACGGAGACUGAUAAAAAUUAAAACGAAGUGAAACGAUCACUUUGACAAGAAUAUGACUGCAAGAAACGGAGCAGUGUGAAAAAAAGAUAGGAGUAUCACUUUCCACACUU